This is a messenger RNA of Patella vulgata (common limpet), 1719 nucleotides long. RefSeq names its product probable splicing factor YJU2B. The record is from RefSeq and is a predicted model, not a curated record. The coding region runs from base 148 to 864 and encodes 238 amino acids. Gene Ontology annotation, cellular component: post-mRNA release spliceosomal complex; U2-type spliceosomal complex. Gene Ontology annotation, biological process: mRNA splicing, via spliceosome. The transcript has 7 exons. Lineage: Eukaryota; Metazoa; Mollusca; Gastropoda; Patellidae.
UCACUCUACUCUUGACCUAAAAAAGUUAGAUUUAGUUUCUGGUAACGUGAUGACAAAAACGUAAACGUUGAAUUUAUAUCUUCAGUCUCAAGUUGAUCGAGUCCCGAUCUACAGAAUUUUAAACCGACUUUCAAACAACAAAACAACAUGGCUGAAAGGAAAGCUGUUAAUAAAUAUUACCCUCCAGACUGGGAUCCAAGUAAAGGAUCGAUAAAUACUCAUGUUGGUCAACAUCCACUCAGAGAUCGAGCCAAGAAAAUUAAACAGGGCAUUCUGGUUAUAAGAUUUGAGAUGCCGUACAACAUUUGGUGUGGUGGAUGUAAUGCACAUAUUGGAAUGGGCGUCCGAUACAAUGCUGAGAAAUCUAAAAACGGAAACUACUAUUCAACACCUAUCUACAAGUUUAGGAUGAAAUGCCAUCUCUGUGAUAAUUAUUUUGAAAUUCAAACAGAUCCACAAAAUCAUGAUUAUGUGAUAUUGAGUGGUGCUAGACGUAAAGAACAAAGAUGGGAUCCUAAAGAAAAUGGCCAGAUAGAAACUGAAGAUAAACUUACUCAGAAGAAGAUGGCUACCGAUGCUAUGUUUAAAUUAGAACAUGGAAGUGAUGAUAAACAGAAGGGAGAGAAGGCUGUGAUGACGAUAUAUCAACUAGAAGAUCGCAAGGAAUCUUAUAAAGAGGAUUAUUUAUUAAAUAAACUAGCCAGAAAUAAAUUUAGAACAGAGAAAAAUAAUAUCCGUGAUAAAAAGAUGUCCGACCAGGCUUUAUUAGAUAAAAGUUCGUUAGAUAUAGAGUUAGUAGAAGAAAAUGCUGAUGAUAAAAGAAUCGCUGGCUUAAUGAAAUAUUCAGUUACUGAUUAUUUCUGAAGAUUGGGACUCAGUGCCAACGCCACAUGUUAGUCCAGAAAUGACCUUAUUUGUAUCGAGUGAACAUUCAACCCCAUUCCUCUCUCUUUCUAGGGGCCAAUAGUACUAGAGCUUGUUGUAUUAAGGUCACUUGAAACCCUUUACUUUGUUACGCCUAGGGAGGUUGGAUAGCCGAAUGGUUAGUGUGUGCACGUUGUAUCAUAAGGUCUGUCAUUGAGUCAACUGCCAAGGUUUCGAAUCCCCAGUUGUACGUGACAAGGAGUAGGGUAGCCUGUCCAAACUCAUGUGUUUUCUGGUUUCCUCCCACUGCUAAAGACCCCUACACGCAAGCGAAUUAUUGAAAUAAAAUUGAACCAUAUGUUAGUCCCAAUCUGAUUAAAAUACAGAUCUAUAUUUCGUUUUGUUUUUUUAUACUUUCGAUGGCCUACACUACAUGAAGAUCUGACCAAUUGAACUGGGAAGUCACGCCAGGGGUCAUACCAGCGGCUGUUGACCCUAUGACCUCAGACAUUGAUUAAUCAAUCAGUGUUGACGUUUCUAGCGGUUUAUCCACAGUUUUGUGGAGAGCAUGCCAAGAACUCGCCGUAAAAGACAGUUUCAUUGGCUAAUUCAUUACAUCAACUAGAACGCCUGUUAUAUAACAACUCUUCCAGAUCCUAGGGGAGUUGGAUGGCCGAAUGGUUAGCAUGUACGUGACAAGGAGUAGGGUCGUCUGUCCAAUCUCUGGGUUUCCUCUGGGCCCUCCGGUUUCCUCCCACUGCUAAAGACCCCUAUGCGCCAUUGAAUUAUGUUAAUAAAAUUAAACCAUAUGUUAGUCCCGAAAUGACCUAGUUUGUGUCGAGUGGAGGUUAAACU